Messenger RNA from Pseudomassariella vexata, 853 nucleotides. RefSeq lists its product as uncharacterized. Gene Ontology annotation, molecular function: asparagine synthase (glutamine-hydrolyzing) activity. Gene Ontology annotation, cellular component: cytosol. The record is from RefSeq and is a predicted model, not a curated record. The coding region runs from base 1 to 549 and encodes 182 amino acids. The transcript is spliced from 2 exons. NCBI's taxonomy places the organism in Eukaryota, Fungi, Ascomycota, Sordariomycetes, Amphisphaeriales, Pseudomassariaceae.
AUGACAUUGGGUGUUCGGGAACAUCUUAUCGAGGCCAUCCGUCUGCAUCUUCGAGCAGACGGGCCGGUUGGUAUAUACCUUUCAGGGGGCAUUGACUCCUCACUCGUGGCCGGGAUCGUAACCCAUCUGGUGAAAGAAAGGGGCAUCACUGCUGGAAGCCAAGAUCCCACAGAUCGAGUCCGCUGCUUCAUUAUCCAGGUCCCCCUGAAUCCGGGUUUGACGAUUCCGGUACAGAUGGUAGGGCGAACAGCGGACUUCCUAGGUGUCUCGAUCCAAAAGUUCGAGAUGAACGAAGCUCGACUGACCCCAAACUUUGCCGAUUCGGCCUACCACUGCGAGCACCACAAUUCCGACCUCAAUAGCGUGGGCAAGUUCGUCCUCUCCAAGGAAACAAGGGAUAGCGAUUGGGACAUCAGUAAGGGAGAAAUUUCUGGAGAAGUGGAUUCUGCGCGAGGCGGCGAGGUCUUUUGUCACGAAGGAUAUUUACGAGACGAGGAAGCACCCAUUUAUGGCGCCGACGAAGUGGCUGAAGGAUGGGCUGCUGAAUAGGAUGUUUGAGGGUUUGCUGACAAGAGAGAAGGUGGAGGGCUGGGAUUUGUGAGUUAUGGGUUGGUGGAAAAGCCGUUGCAGGACGGGUUUGGCGAUGAUGGAUCUGCAGGCUUUUAGGAGGCUGCUUUUCGUGGGGCCGUGAGUUGUGCUGGAUGAGAGGUUUUGGAUUAAGAGAGUUGGGGUGGAGGACUAUGGUGAUGGGGAGUUGUCUUGAAGCGAUAGAGGCGGGCAUGGGUAGCGGUGACUUAGGGUCUUGAUUAAAGGUAAAACAGUUGGAGAUAAAAGUUUUAGAUUGAGGUUCGGG